Messenger RNA from Gaeumannomyces tritici R3-111a-1, 1991 nucleotides. RefSeq names its product nucleoside transporter. NCBI's taxonomy places the organism in Eukaryota, Fungi, Ascomycota, Sordariomycetes, Magnaporthales, Magnaporthaceae. Gene Ontology annotation, biological process: nucleoside transmembrane transport. Gene Ontology annotation, molecular function: nucleobase transmembrane transporter activity; nicotinamide riboside transmembrane transporter activity. The transcript has a single exon. The coding region runs from base 200 to 1675 and encodes 491 amino acids. Gene Ontology annotation, cellular component: plasma membrane; fungal-type vacuole membrane. The record is from RefSeq and is a predicted model, not a curated record.
GAGCCAGCGCCCACGCGCAGGCUCAGCGACCACCCAAACCACCUCACCACCACUCACACCUCGCGACGACCAGCAACGGCCAGCCCUCGAAUGAGUCCGAGGUGACGAGCAGCCCAACACCAUCGCCUGCGGGCCGUCACUCUAUCGCCCCCAAGACAGCAAUCAACCGCAGCAACGCCCCCGAUAAACCGACGGCACGAUGGAUCGCCUCCGCAGCCUCUUCUCGCACGGCAAGUCGCCGUCGCGGGACGACCAGGCGUACGAGCCGCUCCCGGACGACGGCGAGGGGAGCGCCUCGUCCCUGGGGCGCGACGACGGCGAGCACGGCGGCCACGACAUCCCAUUCAGCUGGGUUGAGUACGCCAUCUUCGCCAUGCUGGGCGUCGCUAUGCUCUGGGCCUGGAACAUGUUCCUCGCUGCGGCCCCUUACUUCGGCACGCGCUUCGGCGACGACGCCUGGCUGGCCGCCAACUUCCAGUCCGCCAUCCUCUCCGUUUCGACCGUCACGAACCUCAGCGCCAUGCUGCUGCUCGCAAACAUGCAGGGCUCGGCCUCGUACCCUUUCCGCAUCACGACUGCCCUCGUCAUGAACGUCGGCCUCUUCUCGCUCCUGACCGCCUCCACCACACUGUUCCUCGACGUCCCGCCCAGGGUCUACGCCGGCUUCCUCCUCGCCAUGGUCGGGCUCACCUCGUGGGCCACGGGCCUGAUGCAGAACGGCGCCUUCGCCUUCGCCGCCGGCUUCGGCCGUCCAGAGUACAUGCAGGCCAUCAUGACGGGCCAGGCCGUGGCCGGCGUCCUGCCGUCCGUCGCCCAGAUAGCCUCGUACCUCGCCUUCGUCAAGGACCCCGCAUCUGGCCACGACGCCGAGGCGCAGCAGCAGCAACAGCAGGAUCAGGCAGACGCCGGGGCCGCCGCCUUCUACUACUUCCUCACGGCCGUCGUCGUCUCGUCCGCCGCCACGGCCGCCUUCCUCCCGCUGAUCCGCCGCCAUGGCCGCAUCGUCGAGGGCCGCAUGUCGGACCGCAUGGCGGCGUCGCACGCCUCGGUCGAGGAGGCCGAGCGCGCCGCCCGCCGCGUCGUGGGGCCCAUGGAGCUCUUCCGCAAGCUCCACUUCCCCGCCGGCGCCGUCUUCCUCUGCUUCGCCGUCACCAUGUUCUUUCCCGUCUUCACAUCCAAGGUCGUGUCGGUGCGGAGCGCCAAGCCCGACGACGACGCCGCGGCCGGCGUGGCGGCGGCGGCGGGAGCGUCGUCGUCGUCGCCGCUGCCGCCCCUCCUGCAGCCGGGCGCCUUCAUCCCGCUCGCCUUCUUCUUCUGGAACCUCGGCGACCUCGUCGGCCGCAUCUCGACGGCCCACCCGGCCUUUGCCGCGCUCCGCCGCCGGCCUGCGGCCCUCUUCGGCCUCGCCGCCGCCCGCGUCUGCUUCCUGCCGCUGUACAUGCUCUGCAACGUCGGCGGCCGCGGCGCCGUCGUGUCCAGCGACCUCUUCUACCUGCUGCUCGUCCAGCUGCCCUUUGGCCUCACCAAUGGCUGGCUCGGCAGCAGCUCCAUGAUGGCCGCCGGCGAGUGGGUCGACGAGCCCGAGCGCGAGGCCGCCGGCGGCUUCAUGGGGCUGUGCCUCGUCGCCGGCCUUGCUACGGGGAGCGUGCUGAGCUUCAGUGUCGCGGGCAUCUAAGGGGGGGUUUAAAAAGUGCUUGGUUGUUUUUUUUUUUUUUUUUUUGCAUCAAUGAGGCGCAUGGUUCUAGAUUUAAAGCUUUUUUCUUUUCUCUUUUUUAUCCCAUCGUCAGUCAGGAUUUUCACUUGUUGUUUUCGUAAUCAAGAGAUGUAUGGCGCUGGCAAGUACCGCAUGGGAGCACAGCAAUUACACCCCUAGCUUGACAGCACCCGGGGCCAACGCAUAUAGAAUAUCAUACUAGGGAGAUGGCCCGUCUACGAUUUUUCCAAUGACCCUCCUCAUUUUGUAGCCCGUGCUCACUCCCGUCAUCCCGAAA